Molecule: messenger RNA, 630 nt
Organism: Impatiens glandulifera
Lineage: Eukaryota; Viridiplantae; Streptophyta; Magnoliopsida; Ericales; Balsaminaceae
Product: keratin, type II cytoskeletal 1-like
Exons: 2
Coding region: 1-630 (209 amino acids)
Source: RefSeq, a predicted model, not a curated record
AUGGCAGCAGAAUCUCAAGAGAAUUCAUCUAAUGAAGAAUCCUAUGCUGAAGGUAUCAAACUUCUAAAGUCUAUGACUUCUGUCCUCUCCUCUCUUCAGAAGAACGUGGUUUCAAUGGGAUCAAAUGUGAUAAAAGCUUUGAACACCCAGAAAGAAGAGAGAAAGGAAUUUGCUGAGGUUGUCAAAGUUCUUACUGAAUUGGACAAUACUCUGAAGAAAAACACGCACAUCAAUGAUGAUCGUCAUAGAAAGACUAUGGAUGAACUCAGUUUGAUGAAAAACCAGAUGGUGGAAAUUCAAGGAUGUUUAAGAAGAACAGAUGGUGAACGAUUGGAAUUUGCUGACUCUAUUGCAAGAAAGUUUCAAGCAAAAGAGAAUGCGAAAGCUGAUGCUGAAAGAGAUCAACCUCGUAUCACCCAAGGUGAGUCAAGCAGAAGAAGUGACGGUGUAUCAACCGGAACUAGAUCUAGACGAUCGUCGAACAACGAUGAAAAUACAAGGCCAACAAAAAGAGGCGGAGGUCGAAGCGGUGGUGAUCGUGGAGGCCGAAGCAGUGGUGGUGGUCGUGGUGGUAGAACAAGUGGAAGCGGUCAUGGUGGCCGCAGUCUUCCUCCUUUUCUAAAUAUGUGA